This is a messenger RNA of Brassica oleracea var. oleracea, 1369 nucleotides long. RefSeq lists its product as uncharacterized. NCBI's taxonomy places the organism in Eukaryota, Viridiplantae, Streptophyta, Magnoliopsida, Brassicales, Brassicaceae. The coding region runs from base 202 to 954 and encodes 250 amino acids. The transcript is spliced from 5 exons. The record is from RefSeq and is a predicted model, not a curated record.
CUUGUGUGGAGAUUAAAACGUCUUUUAGAUUCGACUAAAGCGAUCUGAGAGAACCGGCCAGUCAAUUCUCGAAACAGUUUGAACAAAGCUGAAGGCUCUUUUUGGGGCUUUAUGGUGCUUAAAUCAAAUAAAAAACAGUAGGAAGACCAAGAGGGAGAAGAGAUUUUAUGUCAAUCCUCUUCGAGUUCUUUUGGUGAUUCAAUGUGUUUUGAAGCCGAAUCUAUGUUAAGCAAAGAUUACCCAUUACCUGAGAGUUGCAGUAUUGGUACUGAGCUUUUGGGUUUGAGGAAGAAGAAGGUGACGGAUGAGUGGAGGAGGUUUAGACAGCCAUUAAUGUGGAGGUGCAAGUGGUUAGAGCUCAAGGUUAAGGAAAUAGAGUCUCAAGCAAGAGGGUAUGAUAAAGAAGUCCAAAGCUACUAUCAGAGCGAACAGUUUGAUUUGGAGAAGUCGAAACCUUGUUAUGGUGAUGAUCAAACUCAGAGAAAGAGUGUUGUUUUCAAGAGAGGAAGAAGGAGACGUGUGGAAGAGACAACAGAUGUUUCUGCUUAUAUCUCCAACCAUAACGUUUUCUCUUAUGCCGAAAAGAGGAAGCCAACAACUCUUAAACCUCAGUGUCCUGUUCCUGAUUUUGGUGCAGGCCGCAAGGAAGAUGAGAGUGAAGAUGAUUGUUUUGUUUGUGAGUCACAUUGUUCUGAUGAUCUCCUAGGCGAGAUACUGUGUAAGAUUGAUGAGGCGCAGGAUAAAGCAAAGAGAUUGAAGAAGCGUGUCGAUGAGCUGAUGAUGAUGUGCAAGUCUCAUACAUCAUCGAUGCCUCGAACCAUAGCUCGAUCUAGGAGUGACGUUACGGCUAAUAAUCCGAGAGAAGGGACUGUGCAAAUUGGAAGGCAACGUGUAUCUGCUGAUCAUAGUGAAGAUGUAUUGAUGAUAGAUACCUCAAGCUCCUCCUCCUUUUGAAGUUGAUGGGCAGUUUUUGUUUAACAACUCUCCAAAUCCAUAUGGAGGAUUGAGAUUUCCCACAAUCGAAGAUAUGCUGAUGGAUGGAGAUGAAUAUGAAGGAGAACCGGACAAAGACGAACUUGAUCAUUGUUUCAUGAAGCUAAUGAAUGAGUUUGGAGAAGAGACCAUCAUGUCAGAAGAAGAAGAAGAAGAUAAUGAUGUUAUACCGCCUCACUAAGAGGGCAUAAAACCUCCUCCCCUCAAUGAAAAGCUCUUUCUCUAUUGUGUACAGAGCCUUUUGUCCUCAUGCCUCUUAGUAAUAUUGGUGGUAUAUUAUGUUCAUUCUUCCCUCUCUCUACUUAACUCUUUGCAUUUGGUUUCUUUUUGAGAAGUUUGAGACCAGAAUAGGUUUCAGGGUUUGUACAUAGCAUAA